AUGGUAUAUAAACUCGAGCAGUUUGAUGUCCAUUAUCCAUUCGACUCGAACGAUCCUCCUCAUAAACAUGUAUUCGGUAAGAAGUUCUUCUUCUGUAUCUUUUGGGGGUAUGGUGCCCCUCCCCCUCCAUCCUACAGCGCACCCGGUGGUCCCUCGGGCCCCGUGGUUCCCAUUCUCGUCGACGUUCGCGAGGGACCUGAUGCUGCUGGGGUCUACAACUUCAACUUCGAAACUGGGGAUGGUAUCAGCCGUCAUGAGCAAGGCGCCCCUCAGGGACCUGAAGGAGCAGUUGCCGCACAGGGCGGGUGGUCUCUGUCACAGCUUCACCUUCCUGACGGAACUCCUGCCGUGUUCAACUUCGUAGCUGAUGGCAGUGGGUACAGCGUGCAGUCUGACUUACUGCCGACGCCCCAUCCUCUUCCCCCCCACGCCAUCGCCCAGAUCGAAAAGGCUCGACAGGAGGACGCUGCUGCCGCUGCUGGAGGAGCACGUCCUCAGUACAGCGCCCCUCCUCCUCCUCAGUCAAGUCAGGGAUACUUCUAAACCAGAGAUCCUUUUGAUUCCUUCUGGGCCCACUGAACUCUGUAAAAUGUUUUUCGAUGAGUGAUAUUCGAAGAAUAUGCCAUUCCUAAUGCCUCGUAGAUCUCUCUCUCUCUCUCUCUCUCUCUCUCUCUCUCUCUCUCUCUCUCUCUCUGAAGAUAAUGGCAUUUGCUUCGAAUAUAGGACAACAGGCCGACCGCAACUUGAACGGAAACCCACUGAUCUUUCUUGUUAGCUCCUGACGCUUAUUUAUAACUGCUGUUGAUUUUGCAAAGCCCUUUUAAUAUAAAUAAAAAUAUAAAAGCGUU
Messenger RNA from Macrobrachium nipponense, 848 nucleotides. RefSeq names its product cuticle protein AM1239-like. The coding region runs from base 1 to 543 and encodes 180 amino acids. The transcript has 3 exons. The record is from RefSeq and is a predicted model, not a curated record. NCBI's taxonomy places the organism in Eukaryota, Metazoa, Arthropoda, Malacostraca, Decapoda, Palaemonidae.